Molecule: messenger RNA, 1031 nt
Organism: Uloborus diversus
Lineage: Eukaryota; Metazoa; Arthropoda; Arachnida; Araneae; Uloboridae
Product: gastrula zinc finger protein XlCGF7.1-like
Exons: 1
Coding region: 214-912 (232 amino acids)
Biological process (GO): regulation of transcription by RNA polymerase II
Cellular component (GO): nucleus
Molecular function (GO): RNA polymerase II cis-regulatory region sequence-specific DNA binding; DNA-binding transcription activator activity, RNA polymerase II-specific
Source: RefSeq, a predicted model, not a curated record
AUAGAAUCGGAUGACAAAGCUAAAUUUGUUGAGAUUAAAAAUAAUGCUAACCAGAAAGUAAAAUUUAAAUGUCCAAUUUGUUUAAAAGUCAUUAGUCGAAAAUACAAUUUUAAUUUACACGUUUUGAAACAUAGUAAAGCUAAAAUUAUUCCUAAAACUGUUGAGUGUGAUGUUUGUCAUAAAACAUUUGAGGAAAAACGACUUCUUAGUCAUAUGAAUGUCCAUUUAAAACCUCACACAUGUUAUAUAUGUGGUCGCGGUUUUAGAUUGCUGUGGGAUCUGAAACAUCAUAUUUAUACUCACACUGGAGAGCGACCCUAUCCUUGUGAUGUUUGUGGGAAAAAAUUUGGAGAUAAAAGUGCUCGCAGAAAACAUUAUCAGACGCACACCGGCGAAAAACCGUAUAGCUGCGAAGUUUGUCAAAAAGCAUUUGCUCAACUUUCACAUUUAAGGGAACAUAAGGUUACGCAUACACGGGAGAAAUCUCAUACUUGCGAACUAUGUGAGAAAAAGUUCACCACAAAAAGCAGUUUGCACAGACAUAUAUUUACGCAUUCUAAUACGUGUGAAGUAUGCAAGGAAACGUUUAGCUCGGAAUCGCAUCUUUCUCGACACAUGGAAUUACACAACACUGAAAGACCAUAUGCUUGUAGCAUUUGUGAUAAAAGAUUUACUAGGAAGACUGAUGUACAUAAUCAUACUAAAAUGCAUACUGCUGAAAAAAAUAAAUUUUGUAAAAUAUGUAACCAAGCUUUUAAAAGUUCAAAAAGCUUAAGGAUUCAUCAUAAUAAAUUACAUCCAGGCAUUGAAGCUCCUUAUGUUUGUAGUUUUUGUGGAAAAAUAUUCUUCCUGGAGGGUGAUUUCUCACAGCAUCGAAUGCUUCACGAGGAAAAAGUUAAUGAUAUUUUGUAAAGUGAUAACAAAUGCUCAGUUUUUUUUAAAUAUUUUUUUAUUGUUUAGCUGGUAAAGUGUAAAGAGAUGAAAUUUAAAAUGUUGACAAAUUAACAUUUUGGGAUUAAACUCAAAUCCAU